This is a messenger RNA of Centropristis striata (black sea bass), 1115 nucleotides long. It is a transcript of the gene vgll2b, whose product is annotated as vestigial-like family member 2b. The record is from RefSeq and is a predicted model, not a curated record. The coding region runs from base 82 to 1005 and encodes 307 amino acids. Gene Ontology annotation, biological process: regulation of transcription by RNA polymerase II. Gene Ontology annotation, cellular component: nucleus. The transcript has 4 exons. Lineage: Eukaryota; Metazoa; Chordata; Actinopteri; Perciformes; Serranidae.
CGGCAAAACCCCGGGAUGUUGUCACUCUCUCUCGCAGGAAGGUCGGUUUCCACAGAGCAGUGAAGAUACCGCUCAUCUACCAUGAGCUGUUUGGAUGUUAUGUACCCAGCCUAUGGACAUUACGCACCGUACGCACCGACUGCUCCUGCUUUUAUCAAUAGCUUUCAGGCUCCCGCAGGUCUGAGCAGCACUUCUCCUCUCAGCCGGGAUUUUAUGGACACUCCCAGGGGUCCCGAGGGGAUGUCUGGGGGCCCGGGCACUGGAGGAUCAACUUCCUCUUCUUCUUCAACCAGCUCUUCCUCUUCCUCGUACACACCUGCAGCUUUAAGGCCAGAGGAGGGCCCCAAGGAGAAGCAGGAGGCCCCUGAGGCAGAGUACCUGACGUCUCGCUGUGUCCUCUUCACCUACUACCAGGGAGACAUCAGCAGCGUGGUGGACGAGCACUUCUCCAGGGCUCUCAGCUCAUACAUGGAUGGAGAGGGCAAACGCAGGGCAGCAGACCAACAGGGCACAGACACCCCUUCACCCAGCAGUCGAAGAAGCUUCCCUCCAUCCUUCUGGGACAGUAACUACUCCUCGCCACAGAGCCGCUCCCACUGUGAGACGGGUGCUCCUUCCUAUUCCAUGGACCCAUACGCAUCAGCACUGCACGCGGGCCUGCCGCACCCUCACGCUCACCCUCACCCACACGCUCACCCUCACUCCCACCCUCACCCACCAGAAAGCUGGGGAUACCCCCAGGCCCAAGCCUACGGCCACCCACGGCCUCUCCACGAACUGUAUUCACCGUCAGCUUUGGAGCCCCACUACGGGCCCCUGCUCAUGCCCACGGUGAGGCCCCCUCAUCUCGCCACCCUGCCAAGCCACUACGAAGUAAGCAAGCUGGAGCCCACUGCCUCCUGGCCUGGCCUGCUUCCACCAGGAGAUGUUGGCCAAACACUGGCACUGAACAUGGAUGCAGGCCUCCAGCAGCACAAGAAAGGCAAGGAGCUGUACUGGUUCUAACGAGCCCUUCAGUCACAUUGACCAGCCAUUACCAGAUCCAAUUAGUCCCUGGACCUGCUCCGCUAUUGAAGCAGCGUGUCCCUUUAUCCCCCCCCACACACACUCCAUCC